AUGGUAGAUAUUAGACAGUUUGACAUGAAAGAAAUUAGCGAUGAAGUUGUCCGCAGGUUGGAUUUUGGUGAUUUGGAGUUAGCGUAUCAAUUUUAUUGUUGGUAUGCUAAAAUGAGUGGAAAGUUACAACCUCCAAUACAAGGAUACGAAAAGAAAAAAAAGAAAGCAGGUGUGGUUGUGAAGCAAUGUUUCGUGUUCAUGUGCAUUUUUCGACGGAUCGAUGGACAUAGGAAGAUGUCGGCAUCUGAUAUUAUGCAAGUUGAAAAUUAUAGGAAAGUUGGCAUUAGACCUCCGCACAUGUACGCAACAUUUGUCAAUCAAUGUGGUGGAUAUGAGAAGGUGGGGUUUAUCAGGAAAGAUAUUUACAAUGAAGAAGGGCGCAUGAGGAGGCAACAUAGUUCAGAUGCAAGGGGUGCAUUGAAGUAUUUAUAUGAUUUACGCAAGAAAGAGCCAAUGAUGUAUGUUUCAUGCACCGCGGAUGAAGAGUCAAGACUACAACGGUUGUUUUGGUCUGAUACUGAUAGCCAAUUGCUUUAUCAGGUAUUUGGUGACGUUCUGGCAUUUGAUGCCACUUACAAGAAAAAUAAGUAUUUGUGCCCUUUUGUUGUUUUCUCUGGUGUGAACCACGACAAUAGUUUUUGCUGCUGCUAUUGUGACUGA
Glycine soja is the source of this 660-nucleotide messenger RNA. Its product is annotated as protein FAR1-RELATED SEQUENCE 5-like. NCBI's taxonomy places the organism in Eukaryota, Viridiplantae, Streptophyta, Magnoliopsida, Fabales, Fabaceae. The record is from RefSeq and is a predicted model, not a curated record. Bases 1 to 660 code for a protein of 219 amino acids. The transcript is spliced from 3 exons.